Molecule: messenger RNA, 495 nt
Organism: Cherax quadricarinatus
Lineage: Eukaryota; Metazoa; Arthropoda; Malacostraca; Decapoda; Parastacidae
Source: RefSeq, a predicted model, not a curated record
GGGGGUCCACUGUAUUAUGAAAAAAGAUGAUGUAUAGUGUGAACCAUGUUUGUUUCUGCAGGAAGUGCCUUCCGUAUCCCAGAGGAUGAAGCUCCACUCCCCAAGAUACCUGCACAGUGUAUCAGCUACGAGGAUGCUUGGCAGAUACUCAGCCGCAUGGGAGGUCCCGCUGCACCAGAGAAAUGGCAAGGCAGCCUCAACGUUACUUAUAAUAUUGGUCCAGGACUCAGAGAAUCAGGCUGGUCACUAAACCUGGACGUGAAUAAUAACAACACAAUGACCACCACAUAUAAUGUUGUCGGUGUGAUGACUGGACAAGAGGAACCAGACAGAUACGUUGUCCUUGGCAACCACUAUGAUGCCUGGUUGUUUGGCGGCCUUGAUCCCAACUCUGGCACAGCCGCUAUGCUAGAACUCUCACGCGUCUUCACACAGCUACGCAAUGAAACAGGUGAAUAUACCGCAAAGCUUUAUUGUUAACCAUAGCAUUAUUAU